AUGCCUCUGUCAAGGCACACGGUGGCCAACGAGUACUCCCUCGGCGGCCGCGACCUCUACAAGCGGGCCGACCAGCACGACCCCGAGGCCGUCCUCGACGGCGUCGCCACCGCCGGCCUCGUCGGCCUCCUCCGCCAGCUCGGCGACCUCGCAGAAUUUGCAGCAGAGGUCUUCCACGGGCUGUAUGACGAGGUGAUGACCGCGUCGGCGCGGGGGCAUGGGCUCGUGCUCCGGGUGCAGCAGCUGGAGGCAGAGUUGCCCCUACUGGAGAAAGACGUCUGUCACAGAGAUUACCUGUACGUUGCUUCUAACAGGGGAGUUGAUUGGCAUGCGAACCUGAGGGUGGACCAUGGGGUUGUGACGACGGGCGACACGCCUCGCUUCAUCAUGGAUUCCAUCAAGCAGUGCCAUGGGCCUCCAAGAUUGUUCAUGCUUGACAAGUAUGAUAUCGGCGGCGAGGGAACGUGCAUGAAGAGAUACUCGGACCCGGCCUUCUUCAAGACAGAUUCCGCGUGUUCCAGAAUGCUGCAGGAAGGAAUUAGAACAGAAAGAAGACCAAUUAGAACCAUGGAGAUCAGGCCGGACCUGCAGAAUGCUGAGAUUUUCAGACCUUCUGAUGGAGCCAACAAUGACUCAAGGUUCAAGACUGAUUUAUCGGGUGAAGCGUUGGAUGAGGUCCCGCCAAGGCGCCAGCGGCUGAAGCACCGACAACUAAACGGGACCGUGUUCCGAAGCUUCAGACCGCAGAUGCAGGACCUUUAUGGAAAGGCUUCACCAGAGGAGAAAACCUUCUCCAUGGAUCGGUCAGAGGUGCAGAUAUCUUUCACCGACUCACCCGACACAAACGCCGAAGAGAGAGAUAUCAUGGUGGACACUUCCAGCAGCACUGAGAAGGGCAAGGGAGGCUACUACGCCACAGCACGCAAGAGGAGGUCGACUUCCCAAGAAACCCCGUCAAGCUGUUCAGCAGGAAGCAGCAAGGGAUACAGCUCUGAAGUUGAUAUUUACGUGGACACACUCACCACAAUGGGGUCUGAAGUGGAGACAGACUCAGAGCACAGGGACCAUGGUGGACAAGGUGCCUUUGCAUCGGCACCGUCGGGCAAGAUGUGCUCUGAUGCUCAGGGUGCCGCCGUCUCCAGGUCUAGUACCUUCAGUAAAAAGGAGGACUCUUGCUCUUCAGAUGUUGGCUCAGCAAACAGAGACGAGGCUGAUCACUCCGAAGGAGAUGUCGCUGUCUGUGUAACGGAGGCCAAGCUUGUUGGUGGUGAACAUGAGAGGACUAGCUCGUUGGAGGAAUUGUUUUCGCAAGAAAAGCCGGUUUCUUGCGAGCAUGAGAGGACUGUUUCCUUGGAGGAACUGCUCACUGGUGACAUACUUCUUUCAGAGCCCGACACAAGGGAAUUAGCCACGGAGUCCAAUAGCAAUGCUAUUGUCAGUAAUGCUACACCCGAUGGUACAGUUGAUGCUACUAAAAGGGCCAAGGGGAACAAUGUUUCGGCCAUUUCCUUCAAGAAAACAGCGAGCAAGAGGUGUGUCGAAAGCAUGGAGCUGUUUGCCUCAAAAGUCGGCAUUCUGCCCAGGAAACUCUCCAAGAAGCAUGACCCGUUCUCUGAUUCUCUCCGUAACAUGGCAAAGGAGCUGCUUGAGCUCAAGUGUGAUGGCACUCAAGAUACUGACUUGUAUGAGUUUGAAGCGAAUGGCGAUGGAUUCGACGUCAAGUGUCGGAAAAUGGCUCACCCUCCUAUUGAAAUCAUGGAGGAGAGUUUCAGGAAGAGCAUUUCUUUUGAUUCACCUCAAGAUGUUGGUUCAAGGGAAUGCCAGCUGGAAGUAGUGGACCAAGAGUCAGACCAUGAUGUCCCAACUGCUGACAGUCCACAAGAUUCAGUGCCUGAUGAAAAUGGUUUUCAGCACACCGAUGUCUACCUGACAGACAUCACAUCACCGAGUCCCAAAAAAGAAGAAGAGGAAGAAGAAGAAGAUGAAGAAGAAGAAGAGGAGGAGGAGGAGGAAGAAGAGGAAGGAUGGACGGUUGCAGCACCUGAUGAGCAUUCAUCUGCUGGCAUGCUCAAUCAUGCAUCAGAGCUUAUUCAAGAGCACACUGAGGAUAUACAUACCGAAGGUGCUUCUGAAAAUGCAUCUGAUAUGGGUGAAGAUUUGAAAGAAGUCUGCAUUUGCGAAGAGCGUGUCAAUGCGGAAGAUGCUGAUGGAUGCAGUGAAUCUGAUGAAUAUGCAUCGGAGGAAGAAAUCACAGAGAACACAGGAGAACAUGCGGUUCCAGAUGAUGUGAUCUCACCGAUUUCAUCCAAGCAAUCUGAUGAUCCUUGCCAAGUAACUCCAUUCACUCUCAAAGAUGCAGAUUUGGCAGCAGCAAGGGAAGGCCAGGACAACUACAUCCCUGAAAUGAAGCAUGUCACCUUGCUGGAAACAGUCGUGGAAACGGGACUACCUAAAGUUGUGACUGAACCAGUAGUCAGCAGCGAGGCUGCCGUGCCAGAUGAUGAACAGUGCUGUCUACAUCCAGAAACUAGUUUACCACAAGAUACUGUUCUUGGUAGCUGUGAACUUCUAGACCAAAAUGAGCAACUGCAACUGCACAGCUCAUCCAUGAUGUCUGCCACUCCAGAUCCAACUGUAAAGACAGGGGAAAUGCAUGAAUUGUAUGAAGAACCGCCUAAUCCAUGCAACAGCAUCAGCACUGACAUUUUUGCAGAUCAAUUGGCUCCUGACUCCACAGAUUUGCCGCUGCCCAGCAUUUCAAGUUUUGAUUGGAUGCUUAGUGGUUUAAUGAAGAAGUCAUUGAACGUGCUUCCUGCUCCAUCAAGUAAUAUAAAUCUACAAGAGAUUAGUUCUUCUGAAGAUACUGAAGAAGCACCACCACUUCCACCUCUUCCGCCGGUGCAGUGGCGAGCGACCAAGCCUCAGACAGGAUCCGCAUCUUUAUUUGCAAAAUUCGGGAGACCACCAAGGCCAAAACCUCCAGUGAAACAGCUAGAAAAUGAAAAUAACUCUGCACCCGGCGAAACAAAUCAAGAAUCUGAAAAUGUUCAGGAAAUAAGCUGGAACAAUGGUUUUAGUUCGCAGAAGGAAAUGGCACAGGCAACAACACUUUGUAGUCAGACUCGGACAGAUCUGUUACCUGAGAGUGAUUCUCAAGAGAAUAAUGUCCAAGAAGGAUACAAAGAGUAUGAUGUGCAGUCUUCUAAUCUAUUUUGCUCAUCAGAAGUCAAGUGCAACACAGACGUUACUUCAGUAGGCGACGACAUCCACGCUUUGAAGCCGCCUGAGCUUAUAGUAAUUCCAGAGGAGGCUUGGUCUGAGCUCGUAGAUAUAAAACCGAUACUGAAGCAGGAGGAAGAGAGAAAACAACAGCUCAUAAAUGGAGUUUCUGGUUGCAGUAGCAUUCAUACCAGUGGUUUGCCAAUUGAAAAGACCACUGUGGAGCAUGAAAGAUUUGACCAAAAGGAGGAAUUGUCAGCAGCAGAUAGCAACACAACUACAGAUUCAGAAGAAAACAAACCAAAUGGGCUUCCUUGUCAAGAUGAUAUUCAGAAUCCUGACUUCUCAGUGCAACAGGAAGAUAAAUCCAAUGACAUUAGGGAGUUCUCUUCGGCAUUAGAAGAGGAACUAGCAAAGUUGCCUCCUCAUUCAGUGCCAGAACCACCUAGAUAUCCUCUGCUUCAAGUUAUUUCUCAUGAUAGAAGCAUGCUAAGAAAGGCUCCAACUUUGGUUCAGCCAUCAAGUAAGCUUUCAGAUGAGAAGAACACAGUGUUGGAUCAGAUAAAGAACAAGACUUUCAACUUGAAACCGGUUGUUGCAAAGAGACCAAAUGUGAUGGGUGGUCCAAGAACAAACUUGCAAGUGGCGGCCAUUCUCGAGAGGGCCAACGCGAUUCGCCAGGCGGUUGCUGAUGACGAUGACGAGGAUAGCUGGAGUGAGUAG
This is a messenger RNA of Triticum turgidum subsp. durum (durum wheat), 3942 nucleotides long. The record is from the annotation of a GenBank genome assembly. NCBI's taxonomy places the organism in Eukaryota, Viridiplantae, Streptophyta, Magnoliopsida, Poales, Poaceae.